ACCACAGAGCUGAAGGAUAUUGUCGCGGAGGGUCUGAACGCUUGCUCCUGCCGGCCUUGCUGAUCUGCAGAGAGCAGCAGAUUGUGCAGACAGCACGAGUUCUUUUAAAGCUAAUCCGGAUGUGCAUUAUCUUCAGGAAAUGGCCUCUUCUAAGUCCUUGAUGAACGUUCUAACCUUCAGUUUUGGAUCUGCAAUAGGAUUUUUCCUAUGCUAUCUUCUGUUUAGCAUGAUACUGGAAGAAAAAGUUGAAAUCCAACCUCAUAUUCUUCACAAUGAUCCACACGGCCAACACUCAGCAGAUACGGAUAACGAUCAGUUGCAAGGACAAAUGAAUUUCAAUGCAGACUCUGGACAGCACAAAGAUGAGAAUAAAAAUGUUGCAGAUGGACUGUAUCAGAAGGUGAAAAUACUUUGUUGGGUCAUGACUGGACCUCAAAAUCUAGAAAAGAAAGCCAGGCAUGUUAAGGCCACUUGGGCCCAACGUUGUAAUAAAAUACUUUUUAUGAGCUCUGAGGAAAAUAAAGACUUCCCAGCUGUGGGCCUAGAAACCAAAGAAGGCAGGGACCAACUGUACUGGAAGACUAUUAAAGCUUUUCAAUACGUGUAUGACCAUUAUUUUGAUGCUGCUGAUUGGUUCAUGAAAGCAGAUGAUGAUACAUAUGUUAUAUUGGACAACCUGAGGUGGCUUCUUUCAAAAUACAGUCCUGAGCAACCGAUAUACUUUGGAAGAAGGUUUAAGCCUUACGUGAAACAGGGCUACAUGAGUGGAGGAGCAGGGUAUGUUCUAAGCAAAGAAGCUCUGAAGAGAUUUGUUACUGCAUUUAAAACAAACAAAUGCUCUCACAGUUCCUCUAUUGAAGACCUAGCACUAGGAAAGUGCAUGGAGAUCAUUAAUGUACAAGCAGGAGAUUCUAGGGAUACAAAUGGCAGGGAAACCUUUCAUCCCUUCGUUCCAGAACAUCUCCUAAUCAGAGGAUACCUACCAAAAACAUUCUGGUACUGGAAUUACAAUUAUUACCCUGCUGUAGAGGGUCCCGGAUGCUGCUCCGACCUAGCCGUUUCAUUCCACUAUGUUGACUCCAUGACUAUGUAUCAUUUGGAAUAUUUGAUUUAUCAUCUCCGUCCAUAUGGGUAUUUGUAUCGGUACAAUCCUGAUUCGGCAAAGCAUCUAGAAGAGCAGAACAAAAAUGAAGCACUAGAGGAUAAUCAAAAGCUAAAGCAAACAAUUUCUGAGAAUUAAAUGGACUUUGAAGGAAACUGAAGGAAGCCAGUACAGAGAAAAAGGGUCUUCCCCAUCUCCUGCAUGAAGCUUGUGGACUAGAAUUAUUCGUGGUGAUUCUUAUUUCAAAAAUCACGUUGGCAGUACUUCCAGCCAGUGUCUGUGCACAACAGAGUCCAGUGAGGGCUCUGACUGUUUGGGAUAGUAUGAUCUUGCAGCCCUACUCAUGAAGAUUUGGGGCCCUAAAGCUGUGAAAUAGGAGGUUGUUCUGGUACAUUAAUCUCUGGAAGAACUUGUAUUAAAAACAUAGUCAACAAGUUCAAAGAUAAUCAUACAGUAUUUCUUUUCUUUGUUUGUUUCUUUAUUUCCUUCCAAAUGUUCUGUUAGGUGAGGUCUAAUGCUAGAAAUCUGAUAUUGCACAGUCAAAUAUUUCAUGAUGGAAAUAUUUCUCUGGUGUUCUCAAUAUUUAGAAAUUACUUCGUGUAUUUUGCCCUGCAAGGAAGGGAGAGGGGUAAAAAUACAGCCUCAAAUCUGCUUUGCCUUAACAACAGACCGGUUGAUACGAAUAGACAGAGACACACCUCAGUGACUCACUCCUGAAUUAUUUCAGAAAUGAAAUUCCCUGCUGUGAAUUAUUUAAAUUUUUUUUUUUACUAUAAGUCUCUACUCUACAAAACAAUAUGAAGUUGGAUUACUGCUAGUACCUAGGAAUAGUUACUAUUCAGAUUGCUGAGGUGUUGUGAGGAGCUUGCAUACUUGGCCAUAGCUUUUUUUUUUUUUUUUUUUUUUUUAAAUCAAGUUACCACUUGGUAGAAUGGAUGACUCAUCUGAGAACUUCAUAGGAUAGGAUAGAUGCUUUGCCUUACAAAAGUCUCUCUUCCUUCACACCUUCGCUAUAAAUCAGAAAGGUUAGUAUCUUAACAAAGCUACAAUGGCGUAUAAUAAUUUGGUUUCAGCCUGUGUUAGAAUUACUUCAUCUCUGUCUGAUUCUCACAUUACUCUCCUUUGUGAAGUUACCUUAUUCAUUAAAAUUUUGCAGAUACAAACAAGUCCUGUUCUAAAACUGCAGCAAAGCUGAUUUGACUGCUUGGCUGAAGUACUUAAUUUCACUUUUCUGAACUUUUUUCAUCCAUUCUUAACAUUUCUUCUGUAUUUGUUUCUUGUUGUAUUUUUCAAAAGGCAGUGUUACGUGAUCCCUGCUUCACGCUUGUGAAGCUGAAGCAUGUCGUUGUUCGGGUGCACCAGCCUGAAUGCAGGAAUCUUUCAAAGUGCAUUAACUCUCUCCACUACUUUAUGAGUAUCUCUGCCUCUUAACUGCCUCUUAACUGAAAACACUUUCUUGGUGUGGGACAAAAUUGUGUUAAUAAUUGAAGAAUUUUCAAAGGCCAAGCCUGUGUUUUACGUACCUAACAUAGAACUUCCUGGUUUUCUCUUCAUCAAAUUCAACUGAUAGCAAAGUUCAGGGGACGGGGUUAAGCUUGACAUGCCUUUAUUCCACACGUCGACAAAAUUUCUUUAUCUUUUUUAUCGUUUUUCACCUUCAUCAUAUUGAUGAAUUUGAACAUAACCUGAUUACCUCCAGUCAUUGCUUUGGAGAGGGCACAUACUGGUAGCAGACAGCCUCACGGACUGCCGCUGUCCUUCAGGGUGUUCCUUGAAGAGGACGUUACCAUAAAGUACUGGAAUUUUUUUUUCCAAAGAUGGUUCUCGCACACGGAUUGGGGUUCUAUCUGUGGUCCAGCAGUAAAGUUCAUGACUUCCUUUCUGGUCAUUGCUCUGCAGUAUAAUGGCAAUUACUGAAAUAUCUUCAUCGAAAUGCUAUGUACAACUUCUCUGCCUGAAUACAGGUUGGGUUUAUAUAUAAAGUAUUAGUUAAAUGAAUAGUUCCUGUUGGGUUAAAUCUGUUGAUCCUGAGAAAGGUUCUCUCUGAAAUACUGAAAGAGGCAAGAGCUUUAUUUUAAGUUAACUGACUUAAGUAGAAAAUUAUAAAUAUAUUUGUUUAGAAAAAGGAAAAAGUCUCCAGUUAGCUGUAGUCAGAGGGACGCUUGUCCAGAGGAGAAUGUAUGAUACUUUAUUUUAGAUAGAUGCUUCCUUCUGUGAGUUAAAUGUUUAUCCCAUGUGCAACACAAAACAAUAACAUUGUGAAAUCCAUAUGCUAUUGAUAAAUCCAGUGGCAUUGUUCAAAGCUGCAAUUAAAAGAUUCUGGAAUAUAUAAGGAAACUAUAAAACGAAAUCAAUAUCCCAACUUUAAUCUCUUUGUCUUUGCUCAGCAGCAGUUGUAAUACUUGUUUGCUACCCAACCGUCUCGUGGGUUUAGAGGGCAGGGCAGGAAUGUCCCUCCAAGAAACAUGCAGGACGCUAGAGGGAACGGAGAAAUAAAGGAACAAGCAAGCAGCAUGUAGGUGCAAGUUGCAUUUCUUUAGGAACGAGGCAAAGAACAUCCUACCUUGUGAUAAACCAGCACCCUAUCUGGAGAAGUAAGAGUCGCCUGCUCUUCAAAUGUUUGUUCUUGCUUUGUUUUAAAGUGUCCUCGCUCUUGGGCCUCUGAAAUGAUUUCCUUUGCCUUUUUGACAGCACUGCACAGUAAUUUUUCCUUUCAAUAUCCGGGCAGGCUGGAAAAAAGUAUUGAUUUUUCAUUCUGUGAUUCUCAUAGAGGGCUCUUUGUUGAAGUGUAUGGUUGUAAUCAUGAGCUGAUAUCUCGCAGAACAAUUGGUUUGCAUCUCACUCUUCAAAAGCUUAGGGAGGGAAGAUUGGAAUGUGAGCAGUUUAAUUUUCACAUAUAACAUUACACAACUAUUAGUAGUUUAUUAUUUCACUCUCAGGGCUUCAUGCUUUGACAAAAUAUUUAUUGAGUUUGAGUAUUUCAGCAGCCCAAGGAGGCUACGUUACAGGUGGGGUCCCCAUUCUGAAGCACAGAAGCAGACUCUUUCAGGCUAUUCAGAUCAUUGUGCUCGCUUUCUCUGAGAUUGCUUCACUUUAUAAAACAUAAAAGCUUCCAUUGCCAUAGUAGUGGUUUAAAAUGGCACAUCUCAAAAUUUUGAAUGAGUUUUCUUGAAAUUACAAAGCAGCAGGGUUUUCUUAAGCAGCUGCUUGCGCUUGGAUGUGGGAUGUCACUUAGUGUAACAGAGCACCAUUUUAACCUUGUGUUAAGUCGGUGUUAGUUCAGAAGGAACGAGAACGCCAAGUGGCUGCCUUCCGAUAAAUGUCCCUAGCUGAAGGACAGAAGUAAUCUUGGCUUGCAGAAAAAGACCAAUUUUGAUCUUCACUCCCAGUUAAUUUUUGCAAUCUUUAUUGCUCUGAAGAGGUUAGACACUGGUGAUGUUAGCACAGUCUCUUGUUUUGUGGAAGCUCUGUGUCAAUGCCUUUUGCCUUUUAGAACACUUUGGUUUGCUUUGGUGGGGGUAGAUACUAAAAUCACUUUUUGUUCACGUGUUGCCAUUUGCUCUGUUACGUUUCCAGAAGUGUACCUUUCAGUAAGUAGCUGAUAGACCUGUUACACGCAGUUUGCUGUCUGAGAAGGGUUUUUUAUCUUUGUACAACAGAGACAAGUGGGUUAUUUCUCUGAUGUACCUGCUACUGAUGCAAACAGUGCACACACGGAUGAAAGCAGACCCCUCAAUAUGGGUCUGCUUGGGAAGGCUGUUUUGUCCUUUUUCUGUCAAGAAAAACGUCUGUGGAACUCCAAAGGUGUAAUUUGCUUUGUUUUACCAUACUGUAUUUAAAAUACUCCAGAAAUGUUGUUAAUCCUCUAAAAAAAAAAAAAGAAUAUUGCUGCUGGACAGUAUGUUCCACUUAAAACCUGUGAAUGUUUCCUUUUGCAGUUCUAGGUAGUUGUGUCCCUAAUGACAGGUAUAGGUGACUUGUUUGGACUGAUCACCGUAAGAUUUGUUUCUUAAAUACCUUCUUGAAAGUGCCUUUGACCAAAUUUUAGCAUCAAAGUUGAGAAUUGAAUAAAUAAAAUAAGUUAUCUCA
This is a messenger RNA of Cygnus atratus (black swan), 5191 nucleotides long. RefSeq names its product core 1 synthase, glycoprotein-N-acetylgalactosamine 3-beta-galactosyltransferase 1 (gene C1GALT1). The transcript is spliced from 4 exons. Lineage: Eukaryota; Metazoa; Chordata; Aves; Anseriformes; Anatidae. The coding region runs from base 140 to 1240 and encodes 366 amino acids. Gene Ontology annotation, cellular component: membrane. Gene Ontology annotation, molecular function: N-acetylgalactosaminide beta-1,3-galactosyltransferase activity. The record is from RefSeq and is a predicted model, not a curated record.